Messenger RNA from Culex quinquefasciatus (southern house mosquito), 2197 nucleotides. RefSeq lists its product as uncharacterized. NCBI's taxonomy places the organism in Eukaryota, Metazoa, Arthropoda, Insecta, Diptera, Culicidae. The transcript has 5 exons. The record is from RefSeq and is a predicted model, not a curated record. Bases 637 to 1845 code for a protein of 402 amino acids.
CCCUCGAACGGUGGAGGCGGAUUUUUCUCUAUGUGUGUGUUUUUUUUGUUGUGAGUCUGUUUAGAUUUUUUGGAGCUGGUUCCCGAAGUUCCAGACGAGGUUCCUGCGGGCGGAAUCUUCACUUCUAAAAACGUUGCAGCGCUGAAAGCGUGUGAAAAUUUGACCAACGUCGAUUUCGUGGCACCUAAUUUGGUUCGAUUUCCAGCCAGCAAAUUGACCACAACACACGGCCAGAACCGAGCGGAUGUCAGCAGAAGCAGUAAAAAAGUGUAUUUUGCAAAUUGGGCAUCGUGAAGAAACGUUGCGACGACGCCUGCGGAAUUGAAAAUUUCAAACUUUUUGGCGUGGAAAGCUGAUCUAACCAACCCGACAACAAACUCGCACCAAAGACUCCAAAAGUUCACGGACUUUUGACCACGUUUUGGCCGUGCCAAAGUGCCAAAACCUGCAAAGCGGUUGAGUAAGCAGAAAUAUGUAAACAUUCCAUUGUCCGGCAAGACAAACGAGUUAGAGUCAACUGAUAUUUAUUAUCCGGACCGGUUAAGAAGCCAAAACAAGUGUGUGGAGAGACUUGUUGGACGCAAGCGACGAACCGGGCUUACGAACAAGGAAGUUGAUCUUACAAAAAACGCAAACAUGCCAGCUUACGCACCGUACGACAGUUUUGCGUCCUCGCGCAGAACCGCGGAUUCGAUCUACUACACGGCCAAGGAGUACGAUUCGGCCGACGAGGCGGACCUGAUGCGACACAUGAUGGUUCCAGCGCCGCACUCGCGUCGUCCCAGUGUCAUCGAUCCGAUGGGGGGACCGGUCGAUACGAUCUUCAGCCGGCGUUACGUCGAUCCGUGGGAUUUGGAGAACUAUGUCUACAUCAGGAAGCAAGUGCUGGACCCAACCUCCGAAUCCGAGGUGCCUCCGUCGCCCGCCGGUGUACCCAUCCAGUCCAAGUUCUACUACGUGCCCGGUGAUAUGGAGAGUUGCCGCGAGUGCAGUGCGGAAAUCAUCAGUCCCGCGGCCAAGAUGAUGUGCGCCGACGACGACGAGCUGGUCGAGGAGGAGGACGACGGAAUUGACGAUGAUCUGGAAGUGGACGAGCUGGACAUGGUUGAUGGACAUGGAAUGGAUGGGUACUACACCGAGCGGUACGACACGGUGAUGGAGGAGGACAGCAUUGCAGGCGAUGAGCUCGUCUACAGCUCAUACACAGAUUUGGAAACGUCUUCGGCGGAUCAUCCCAGCUCGUGCGACAGUCCCAUGUCCGCGCUGCGGUUGCACACUCCGGGCUUCGGCAAGACGGCCACCAGUCGGCGUCCCAUUGUCCUUCCCAAGCCGCUUCCCCAGCUGGAGUUCCCGGGUCCUCCGUCGUACGAACCGUACUACGAGCCCAGCUGCUGUCCCUACAUGCCCCUUCCCCUUCCUCCCGUUCCCCCACACCACCAUUCCCACCACCAUCCCGGCCUGUUGGACGUUCCGUCGCCCGGAAGUGGCGGCAGCGGCAACUACUACUCGCUGGCCCCGCCGGAUUGCUUCGAGUGUGCCCGCCAGCAGGAGCAGGUGAUCGAACACGUGCCGCUGUACGCCACCGGAGGCCGCCAAAGUCAGUCCGGACACAGCCCGAUGCGGCGACGUUCGCGCAGCGCCAGCGUAGUCAGUAUGAGCCUGGCCAGACGGCCGAGCCUGGUGUCGGUGCCGCCGUCGGUCGAUCCGGCCACGGCGGUCUCGAUCGCGGCCACCAACGCUAACGUAUGUUACACACCGCAACAUUUCAGCCUUAGCAAGAAGGGCCUGCUCCAGAUCGACUACUCGUGCAACUGGGACAACCUGGACCAGUCGUUGCGUCAUUGAACGGAACAAAGCUCAAUCCCAAUCUGCUUCCAAUUCUCUUCUGUGUAAUUUUAACUUUUUCUUAAAGCUGCAAAUGCACACAAACCAAACGCACAACCCACGCGCGCGCAAAAACAACGCACAACAUGCUCAAUUUAUUUAGGCUAAAUAAAACUGAGAUAAGUGCUUACACGAAACUUUAAUUAUAUAUUUUCUCCCUUCUUUAGUAGGUAAGUAAACGCAACAUGAGGAAGAUUGUAUUUAUGACUAAGCAAAGGACACAUGUUAAAUAUUUUGUAUUAACUAACGAAGAAAGUUACGCUGUAAAUAUGGACGAUGCAUGGAUAAGUUUAAUAAAGUUAAUAAAAGGUGA